This is a messenger RNA of Cyprinodon tularosa, 4448 nucleotides long. It is a transcript of the gene mapkapk5, whose product is annotated as MAPK activated protein kinase 5. Gene Ontology annotation, cellular component: nucleus; cytoplasm. The record is from RefSeq and is a predicted model, not a curated record. Gene Ontology annotation, biological process: peptidyl-serine phosphorylation; negative regulation of TOR signaling; protein autophosphorylation. Bases 782 to 2197 code for a protein of 471 amino acids. Lineage: Eukaryota; Metazoa; Chordata; Actinopteri; Cyprinodontiformes; Cyprinodontidae. The transcript is spliced from 14 exons. Gene Ontology annotation, molecular function: calmodulin binding; calcium/calmodulin-dependent protein kinase activity; ATP binding.
UAAGUGGUGCCGUUUAAGGGUUAUGGAAUUAACAAAAUAGUCCAGAGACGGUCUGGACCAACGCUGGAAAGAGAACCGGUUGACCUCAUUCGUCGAACUCACUGGACCCCUUUUGCUUCUAAUGUCCCUCUGCUGCUCUUACAAAGAAUAAUAUCAUUCGUGUCUUUAACCAGUGCUACAUAGCUAACUUAUGUUGUCGACAUAACUCGUUGGGAACGCGAUGUGCUCACUGUAUGUCGUACCACCACUCCAUACGUUCUUAUAAUCAGUAUUUGUUUUAAUCUAUCAGUCAUAUCCAUCUCAGUGCCUGUGGUUUGGUAAUCAAUUGGUCGGACUGUGACAGCAUCGAGAAGACGGCUGAUGUUAGCUUCAGAGCUAACCGUUACUGAGCCAGUCUUAGUGGCUAAAAAUAACUGGUGAAACUGGUGGGCUUCGGUCCACGUUUGACUUCCGUCUUUGGCUUUAUUUUUUCUGGUGACCUUGCUCAGAGUUUGACGCUCUACAUGGUCACUACACAGGGAUCGGGACAAGCGGAAGAGCGAGUCGGACCUCGAGGCUGCGAGCCGAGCUGGCCUGAUCGGGCUUCGGGUCUCACAGCGGACCGCACUCGGCUACGGCUGAUCGGUGGCCGGAUGACGUUUUGCUGUGAUGGGCUUAUCUUGUUAUCGGUGGUGAUAUAAGUAGCCUCGGUUCGAUCCAGCGAAAAACCGAGACUUUGCGAAGGGAUCAGAGUAAAAGCGACCUAUUUCCAACUUUCUGAGACUUUCAGAAGCUGCGCAUCAUGACGGAGGAUCACAAUGCAGAAAAGUUCAUCAAGGACGCCUCCAUCUUGGAUGAGUACAUCAUCAACUGGACGCAGAAAUUGGGAGCUGGAAUCAGCGGACCUGUGAGAGUUUGUGUGAAGAAGUCAACUCAGGAACGCCUGGCCCUGAAAAUCCUCAUUGAUCGCCCCAAGGCCAGAAAUGAGGUGCGUCUUCACAUGAUGUGUGCCAACCACCCAAACAUCGUGCAAAUCCUGGAGGUGUACGCCAACACUGUCCAGUUCCCUCACGAGUCCAGUCCAAGAGCAAGACUCCUGAUCGUUAUGGAGAUGAUGGAGGGUGGCGAGCUCUUCCACAGAAUCAGUCAGCACAAGCACUUUACUGAAAAGAUGGCCAGUCAAGUCACCAAACAGAUCAGCCAAGCGUUGGCUCAUUGCCACUCCUUGAAUAUUGCACAUCGAGACCUAAAGCCAGAGAACCUGCUCUUCAAAGAUAACUCUCUGGACGCACCUGUGAAGCUGUGUGACUUUGGCUUUGCCAAAAUCGAUCAAGGAGACUUGACGACCCCUCAGUUUACCCCUUACUACGUAGCACCUCAGGUACUUGAGGCUCAAAGAAGACACCAGAAAGAAAAGUCUGGAAUUAUACCUACCUCACCAACUCCUUACACGUAUAACAAGAGCUGUGACUUGUGGUCGCUGGGUGUGAUCAUCUACAUCAUGCUGUGCGGCUAUCCUCCGUUCUACUCAAAGCAUCACAGCCGCACCAUCCCUAAGGACAUGAGGAAGAAGAUUAUGACGGGCAGCUUUGAUUUCCCAGAAGACGAGUGGAGCCAGAUAUCUGAGAUGGCCAAGGACAUUGUACGCAAGCUUCUAAAGGUAAAGCCUGAGGAGAGGCUGACUAUUGAGGGAGUCUUGGCUCACCCCUGGCUGAACUGCACCGAGGCGUUGGAUAAUGUGCUGCCGUCUGCACAGAUGAUGAUGGACAAGGCGGUUGUUGCAGGCAUCCAGCAGGCUCACGCAGAACAGCUCGCCAACAUGAGAAUACAGGAUCUGAACGUCAGCCUGAAGCCUCUGAACUCCGUCAACAACCCGAUCCUCAGAAAGCGGAAACUGCUGGGUCCCAAGCCCACUGAUAGUUUCUUCAUUCACGACCCAGAGGACGGCGGGGAAGACACCAACGUAGCUCUGGAGAAGCUGAGAGAUGUCAUAGCACAGUGUAUACUACCACAGGCUGGAGAAAACAGGGAUGAGAAGUUGAACGAGGUGAUGCAUGAAGCCUGGAGGUUCAACAGAGACUGUAAGCUGCUGAGAGACGGCCUGCAGGGUCUCAGCUGGGAUGGGCGAUCUUUCUCCGAUAAGGUUGACCGCUUGAAAUUGGCUGAAAUUGUGAAACAGGCCAUCGAAGAAAAGACGAAUCUCCAAGAGUCUCAUUAGCCAACCCUCACUUUCUAUCCCUUUUUUAUUGUUUAUUAUGAAUUUUUUAAAAUUCAUAUCUGUAAAGACUCUUAUGUCUAAUGAUGUUCAGUUUUGUUCUGUUAUUUUAUUUUUAUUUUUUGCCUUGAUGAUUUCACUUGUAAAAUCCUGUAAUUGACCUAUACUGGAAGAGCUACUGUACAGCUGUACAUAUUUCAGAUUUGUUGGUACUAUCAUUUUAGAAGAAAAAAAAACAAUUAUAAAGAACAUAAAAAAAUAUAUUUUCAUUUUUACUAAAACAAAAGAGAAAUCUGUGAAAGAAAUUAUUUUUUGGGAGGGAAUUUUUAUUAGCUGGUUUUCAAAGAUGUCGUGUUUUAUCCUGAUUAUUUCCUCUGUUUUUGUUUUUCUUUAAUUAUACUCUGAAAAGUUUUAUUUAUUUGAACUAAAAAAAUUCCAAGAUUUUAUAUCUUUCUGGUAGCUUGAUAGUGACUAAAUUUUAGAGAAGCUGUCUAUGAUGUGACCUUUGAUCUUCCACUCUGCCUGCAGGUAUAUAACAGCUAUUGUCUCAUUUGUUUAGUUUUUCUGUAGACCUCUUUGCUGUUUUUAAUAUGUAGGAGAAGGAAGAAUGGGAAAGUGAUGUGAAAGAAAGUGUCAUGUACCUUUGUUUUAUGAGCUCAGUGGGAUUCUAAAGAAAACAAUUUCUGAAAUUAUAAUUAGUUGGAAAAAGUUCUGUUAAUCCUAAUCCACAUGAGGCACGGAAGGUUUUGCCUUUUAUUGUAAAUCAGUAACGUUGCUGACAGAAAUGCUCGUGUGUUGCAUCACGUUUAAUGAGUAAAGGUCAAAAUUUUAGGGGGUGUUUGUGCAGACAUGAGCCACAGUAAAGGAAAAAGUCUGAGUUCAUCCUCACAUUGAGUUGGCCAAGCUGAGGGUAGCAGAAAUGAGGUUUUCAGUCCGUCGUUGUACCUCCUACCUGGAGGUAGCAGGGUAGAUCCUCCCCUUAAAGUAUGGCUGCAGUUAUCCAGAUGAAUUUAGCGUUCUGUAGAGGUCUGGUGGUGUUGAGUUCAUUCAGUGGUAUGCUGGCUGUUUUUACUGUUUCUUUACUCUGUAGACCAGGCAUCCCCAAAGUCGGUCCUCGAGGGCCGCUGUCCUGCAGGUUUUAGAGGUUUCCCUGCUCCAGCACAGCUAAUUUACAUUGAUAGUUGAUUAACAGGCGUUUGCUGAACUGCAAUCAUCAGAAUCAGCUGUGCUAAGCAGAUAAAUCUCUAAAACCUGAAGGACAGCGGCCCUCCAGGACCGACUCUUGGAAGGCCUGCUGUAGACCAUUCAUGUUAGCUGAAGGUGAGCCUUACCAGACAUGAUAAAACCUCAUUACCAGAACUGACACUAAAAGUGCAGAGACCUUUUUUUCUGCCACAAUUGGUUGUUACUGAAAUAAAGCAUGAAAUUGCUUCAUCUGAAUGAGGGUUUCAAAUAUGUUGUGCUCUAUCUUCAUGUGCUAAGAAAGGGGAUUUUUUUUUUAUGUGGUCAACUAAGAGCCUUUUUAAUUCAGAGUUGCCUCGGCCUUUGUCUAUUUUUUAUUUUUUGUGAAGAAGAUGCUACUGAAAACCUAAAACUACUGAAGAUCUGUUAUUCACACAGCGCUAGAAGUCCAGCUUCGAUGUAAAAACACGAAACAAAGAAAUACGAAGUUCCUUAUAGUUUCAUGGAUAACAUGAACAAUUUUUUGUGAACAAGUAUCUAAAUUAAAAAAAGAAAACCUACACUAGCCUGGUAAGGUUUGUACAUCCGUUUAAUGCUUUGUGGAAGCACAUUUUGAUUAGAUUUGAGUCUGUCUUUAACCCUCUCAGGCUCAAAUUAAGUUGUAGUUGCAGGAAAAAUCUGAUAUUUGGAGAAAAUGAUCAUAUGUGGUAGUAAUAUACAAUUCAGACUUUUUUUUUUGAUAGAGAGACCUUGACAUGCAAUGAAUUCUGGGAUGUUGCAGAUUUGCAACAGUGGCCUGGAAUGGUAAAUUAACGCUGAAGACUGAAUCUGAUAUGAACGUUAACUUUAUUUGAAUGUCACAAACAAAAAAUUAAAACAAAAUUUAAAAAAAAAAUUUCUCUCACAAAAUUAGAGACAACUUUUUCUCAACCGACAAUUCAAAACCUCUUGAGAAGGCCGUUUCUGUUAAGCUGUUGCUCAAAAUAUAGGCAAACUAGUAGAUAAAGCAUGUAGCAUCUAUUGGUACCUGUUUGGGCACACGUUGCGAAUCCACAACAUUGAAAUCCAGAUG